AUGACUCGUUUGAUGAGGAGUUAUCCACACCUGGCGCAGGUCCAUCAUGCUCCCAACCCUAUGUCGACGAGACACACGGUGAGAGCAAUCACACAGACAAGUCGGACAAAGACGUUCACCUUCCUUGGGUCAGGGGGGCUUCUAUACAGCCAUGGCCUUACGCCUACAUCGCCCAUGGUGAACACCAUAGGCCUUAUGCGCCACUCACACAUCCCUCGCUCCCUAAAACUGAUCUUGAGUUUCAGCCUUCUUCGUGCAAUGCGCACCUGCCCGGGCCAUCCAAUGGGACAACAACAACCAGAUGGCAUGCCCGUGGCAUUCCCGGUUCCACUUCCCGCCACACCCACUUACAUGGAGGCGGCCACAUGCCACAUCCCUACAUCUACCUUCUCAACACUGGUGUAUCCUAUCGAGGUCGAGGAACACCCUCUAAUGCACGGCGCUGUGCCCUUCUCCUCACUAUUAGGCACCAUCUAUCUGAUCCAGGGUCCAUGGAGAGGCAUGGUAUGGGAGAUUGUGGAAGUGUCGCGCGACAUCGUCCUUCGGGGGUUGUCCAAGGUCCCUCUGCGGAUGCCCGUCAAGGAGGUCCCGAAGCCCAUCCCAGAGCUGCCGCAAGCCGGUGCCGUAGGAGCACUACGUAGAUAUGGAGGAGGGGCUGAGGCAGAAGAAAGCGAGGGAAGGAAAGGGAAGCAAGGGGGAGAAGGAGGGAGAAAGCCAGGGAGGGAACGGCGCAAAGGCGGAGAGGUGCAUACUGUGCAUGCCCCCAAUCACGAGGUGUGGGCUGUCUUUGGUCUGGCUGCUGAGCCACUAUGCGGCGAGAGGAAGAGAGAUGGUGGGAGUGCAAAACCAGAUCCCUGUGGUCCAUCCACAGGCGCAUGGCAGCGCCCUCAAAGAUACUACAUUGACAUCGACGACGUCCACCCACAGGGUGGAGAUCCCCAUAAGCUAUAG
Heterobasidion irregulare TC 32-1 is the source of this 951-nucleotide messenger RNA. RefSeq lists its product as uncharacterized. Bases 1 to 951 code for a protein of 316 amino acids. The record is from RefSeq and is a predicted model, not a curated record. The transcript has 4 exons. Lineage: Eukaryota; Fungi; Basidiomycota; Agaricomycetes; Russulales; Bondarzewiaceae.